AUGCAGGAGGUCUUUAUGAUAAAGGAUGGAAGCAUUAUAGUAGACCCUAAAGAUACGACCAUUGUCUCUGCACUCCGAAAGGAGAUUCGAUCUAUAAUCACAAAUUACACCGGGGUGAGCUCGUUGGAUGACUUCCGGAACUCUAGCAUAGUCAAUGACGAUGACAUCGUCCUGGUGAUCAUGCUCGCUGUAAUGGGAAACUUCCACAGAAGGAGUGUAACGAAUGCUGAUGUCUAUGACGACGUACAGAUCGUCUUUGACCCGUUGGACGGCAAGUUUGUCAUACUCCAAAACCUAAGGGAUACAGAGAUGACGGUCUUCAAGGCACUCUUGGUAGUGUCAGUGGCAGGGCUCCUUCUGAUCUUCAUGAUGGACAAAGACGAUAAGAAGAAUAGGAUUGAAGAAGAGGAGAGGAGGAGGCAAGAAGAGGAAAAGUUGCGGCAAACGAACGUGAACCUAGAAGCUUUAUUCGGCCGAGCAGUGACACCAUUGCAUACAAAUCAAGGAAUACAUACAAUCAAGUUUAGGAAAUGA
Messenger RNA from Guillardia theta CCMP2712, 534 nucleotides. RefSeq lists its product as hypothetical. The transcript has a single exon. The coding region runs from base 1 to 534 and encodes 177 amino acids. NCBI's taxonomy places the organism in Eukaryota, Cryptophyceae, Pyrenomonadales, Geminigeraceae. The record is from RefSeq and is a predicted model, not a curated record.